Ostertagia ostertagi is the source of this 654-nucleotide messenger RNA. The record is from the annotation of a GenBank genome assembly. NCBI's taxonomy places the organism in Eukaryota, Metazoa, Nematoda, Chromadorea, Rhabditida, Trichostrongylidae.
AUGUUUCAAUGUAUCGUUGAAAGGAGACCGUCAAUGGGCAAGCGAUAUCAAUGGUGCAGUGAACCGCUGAAAAGAAAUGGGACAAAACUGGCCAAAGUGAUAAUUCCAGGAACAAUUUGGUACACAUUCGAGAUAGUAGUCGAGGCGUACAACUUUACCCUGGACGCUUUCGGCAAACAAGGCGGUGCUGCUAUCAUCGAUGACAUCUCCUACAAUACAAGUGCGGUGUACCAGUGCCGCAUGAUUCCACAUUAUGAGCCGCCAGUGAAGCUCUCACCCAAAACGUGCUCAGCCCUACAAUGCGACUUUGAGGGCGGUUCCUGCCUUCAAACUCUUGAUUCCAGUGAUUGGAGGAUCGGUGAAGAGCCAGUAGGAUCGCGAUCCAGUGGCAUUCGCACACAGUUGGAUGGUCCGUUCGCGUAUGCCAUUGGUCCGGGCACUGCAUCGCUUUCAUUAGGACCGUUUGAGAUGUCACGAAGUUUUGCCAUCGAAUUUUGCUACUACAUUGCAAGUUACCGCAGUAAACUCGUCGUCUAUCUCAGUAGGACACAGGAAAGUGAUCGAGAACGGCUGUAUACAAGCAACGACGUCUCUGGCAACAUGCACCAUUGGAGAUGCGAUAAAAUCCCUCUGAAUAAUGGGACAUACGAUGCG